Halteromyces radiatus is the source of this 870-nucleotide messenger RNA. Its product is annotated as Alpha/Beta hydrolase protein. NCBI's taxonomy places the organism in Eukaryota, Fungi, Mucoromycota, Mucoromycetes, Mucorales, Cunninghamellaceae. The transcript is spliced from 2 exons. The coding region runs from base 24 to 824 and encodes 266 amino acids. The record is from RefSeq and is a predicted model, not a curated record.
UUUUUUUCUUUUCUUUUACUUUCAUGACUUCUUCCUUGACUUUUUCUUUUAACCCCUCUUUUGAAAACUAUGGUCAACUUGACCUUUAUUCUUCUCCUCAAGCAAAUACCAAAACUCCUUUAUUAGUCUUUAUUCAUGGUGGUGCCUGGCGUUCUGAAGAUAAACAAGAUCAUCGACAACUUGCUUUAGACUUUGUAAACCAAGGUUUUACAGUUGCUGUCACAAACUAUCGUCUUAGUUUACGGGAAACUCCAGAACAACAACCUAAAGUACAACAUCCAAAUCAUAUACAAGAUACAUUUGAAGCAUUAACAUUUUUAUACAACACUCCACCUACUCUUACGUAUGACAAAGAAAACGUAUUUCUUGUGGGACACUCAGCUGGAGCUCAUAUUGCUACUAUGUUAAUAUUGGAUCCUCAAUUGUAUAGCUUAUCUUUUAUUCGUGGUAUCGUAGGGGCCGAUGGGAUCUAUGAUCUUCCUUUAUUGUUACGCACUUUCCCCACGUAUUUAGAUUUCGUAAGUCAAGCAUUUGGUCCCGAUUCUACCACUUAUUUUCAAGCAUCUCCUAUCAGCAAAACUCCUCUUUUGUCUUCUCCUUCUUCUCUCCUGGUGCCCACUUUGAUUAUACAUAGUAUGGAUGAUCAAUUGGUCGAUGUUGCCCAAGCAAACUCUAUUUUUCAUCAUCUACAAUCUUUGAACAUGGAUGUUACUCUGGAUACAACUUCAGUCAAUGGUGAUCAUUAUGAUAUGAUAAAAUCUCAGGAUUUUAUUAUCACAGUCUCUCAGUAUAUCAACAAGAUCAUUCAAAAAAAUGCUAUAUAAUGAUAUGUAGUAGUAUUUUUUUUUUUUUUUUUUUACCAAAUAGAAU